GCGGAUAAGGCUAAUCCUUGAGGCAAGGAAAAGAAGAGGAGAGAAACAAAUUGCAUUCCAUUCAGCAAAAUGAACACUAUUCCUAAUCAACAUUUUGCACAAGCCAAUUCCAUCCUCUUGUCUCCUCGGGCCAGCUCCAAGACUAGAGCUUCUCAAAGGAGAAAUGAUUUCUCACUGACAACGAAUAGAAGUCAAAAGGCUCCACGGGGAUUGAUCAAGAUAUCAACAGCAGAUGGGAGAUGGCAAAAAAAUUGGAAUCUAGACUACAAUUUGUCACUCCAAGAGCUUCAACUUCAGGGUUUAGCUGAAGAUGGGCAUAAUGAAAAUGAGGUUUCCAUCGGCCUUUGCAUUCACAAGCACACCGGAUUUGGACUCUCAGUGGAUGGAAGGAUCACAACAUCCUUUACCAGGAAAUGUAGCAAUUGUUCCUCAUCAUUUUGCAGAGAGGUACUUAUUCAUUAA
This is a messenger RNA of Coffea eugenioides, 462 nucleotides long. RefSeq names its product large ribosomal RNA subunit accumulation protein YCED homolog 2, chloroplastic-like. The record is from RefSeq and is a predicted model, not a curated record. Bases 70 to 462 code for a protein of 130 amino acids. The transcript has 3 exons. Lineage: Eukaryota; Viridiplantae; Streptophyta; Magnoliopsida; Gentianales; Rubiaceae.